This is a messenger RNA of Botrytis deweyae, 3782 nucleotides long. RefSeq lists its product as uncharacterized. Gene Ontology annotation, biological process: phosphorelay signal transduction system; regulation of DNA-templated transcription; phosphorylation. The transcript is spliced from 4 exons. The record is from RefSeq and is a predicted model, not a curated record. Gene Ontology annotation, molecular function: phosphorelay sensor kinase activity. The coding region runs from base 242 to 3265 and encodes 1007 amino acids. Lineage: Eukaryota; Fungi; Ascomycota; Leotiomycetes; Helotiales; Sclerotiniaceae.
AGAAGGUUAUCCGCAUGUGGGCGAGUCUGUUAAGUGCAAUUUUAAGCGGUUAUCGAAUCCCUAUCAAGCCUCUCCGAUAGUACAUGCAUGAACGGAGUCCAUUUCGAGAUGCAAGCAAAGUUGAUGUCAAAACAUCACGAACAAACUCGAUUCUGAAAUCUCUACAAACUGAAGUUAUUAGACCUCAAAGAGUAGAGGCAUGAAUGAUCUCUGACAUUGAGCUUGGUGGUCUGCUUCGACCAUGGUGAUCCUCAACGGCAAAGGUAAUGGGAAUGUCAAGCCUACUAUUCAAGACAUUCAAGACAUUGCAGAAAUUCGAGAUCUUCUUGAAGAUAUUCACAUCGCAGAUACGAGUCAAAGUUCCAUACCAGAUUCCACGAAAACGCAUUCUUCGAACAAAACAGCCGCCGCCGCCGAAGCCUCAUAUUCAUCCACGAUCCCUUCUCCAAUUCCAAAGCCAGCAGACUGGACCUCAGAUCUACCUAACUCUGAGCAUGUGCGCUUUUUUAAAAAGACAAAUUGGGCUGCAACACACCUCGGACCAUUAGAAUCAUGGGGCCUUGCCCUACGACUUCACACUUUCACAAUUUUUGCGGAUUCAAGGCCUGCUUGUUUAUAUUGGGGACCUGAGAGAGUUGCAAUUUACAAUGAAAACUUCAUCCAAAUGACUGGUAACACACAUCCAGCAUUAAUGGGCAAACCAUUUGAGUUGGCUUUCCCAGAAAUUUGGAAUGACAUAAAGGGGGUUUUCAUUCAUGCAGAGACGAGCAAGCUUGCAGCAGACGUUAAUGAGAUACCAUUGAUGGUGGAGAGAAGCGGGUUCAAAGAGGAGACAUAUUUCACGGGAAGCUUUAAUCCAGUCCGAAGGGAGGAUGGAGCAGUUGCAGGCUUUUACAAUUCUGUAGUUGAAGUUACUGCCCAAAGGAUCAACGCGAGAAGACAGUCAAUGUUGGGAUCAUUGGAGAUCUCAAUUGGAUUGCAACAAGGGACACUUGCUAGCCAUGUUAUGCCUCAUUUAGAGUCGAAUCCACUUGAUAUCCCCAUGGCAAUGUUAUAUCAGGUGGACGAGCAAAGUUCUUCUGGGUCCACGGUUUAUUUGCGGGGUCAACUGGGUUUCCCUGAAAACCACCCACUCGCUGUGCCGGAAGCUAAACUCAGCAGUUGUCUUGCCCUAUUUCCAUUGUUGCAUAAGACAAGCAAUAAGAUUUCGACUCAUUCUGUUGAUGAGAGAUUUGAGGGAGUCGAAUGGCGUGGCCACAAAGAUGAUUUUAACAAAGCUCAUGAACCAUCGACGCAUUUUAGCAUACUUCCAAUCUCAAGUGCUGAUCGUCUCUUUGGCUAUCUUAUACUUGGCGCCAAUUCUCGCCGACCAAUUGACGAUACCUACGAUCAAUUCAUAAAUGCCAUUGCCUCGAGAGUCUCAUCAAUUGCAUCUGCCUUGGCUAGCGCUGAGGAAACAAAGCGGAGGGCUGAUCGACUAGAAAAAGAACUAGCUGAAAGUGAGAGACAAAUCAGAUACAUGGCACAGAACGCUCCGGUUGGUAUGCUGCAAUUAUCGACUGAAGGUAAGAUCCUCUGGGCCAAUCAUAUGUACUACCGAAUUACUGGCCAUCCGGGACCUGAGGAACCGCAGUACAACUAUUCCUUUCUUGACGUCUUAAUUGAAGAAGACAGGUCUCAAACCUUACAAGCUUGGGUAAAACUUCAUGAUGGAUCCUCUCACAUUGAGACUACAUCACGGCUCAAGCGGAUGUUCGUGCCACCCAGUGGGGAAGCCGAGCACGCUUGUGUGCUAUCAUUGGCAUUCCCAUAUAUUGUUAAUGGUGAAGUUAAAUCCAUCAUGGCUUGCUUCACCGACAUCUCUGAGUUAAAAUGGGCCGAAGCAGCGGAAGCUAGAAAUGCCGAGGAAGCACGCGCGGCCAAACGCCAACAAGAGGAGUUCAUUGAUGUUGUUUCUCACGAGAUGAGAAAUCCUCUUUCUGCCAUCUUCCAAUGUGCCGAUAUGAUAUCAAAUUCGUACAAAGAUUUAUCGCAUACAAAUACUCUUGAAAUCUUGAAAAGCAAUGUCGAGGCCGCCCAUACGAUAGCUAUGUGUGCUAGUCAUCAAAAGCGUAUUGUGGAUGAUGUCUUGACACUCUCGAAGCUCAAGUAUAUGAUGUUGUCCAUUUCGCCGCAUUCUGCUAAUCCAGCAAAGAUUCUGGAACAGGUCGUCAGAAUGUUUGAAGCGGAUUUAACGUCCCACGAUAUCUCAAUCAAAACAAUAGCUCAACCAUCCUUCGGCGCCAACAAUAUCGACUUAGUCAUGUUUGACUCUUCACGUGUGAACCAAAUCUUGAUUAACUUACUAACAAACGCGAUUAAGUUUACAAGAGGUGAACCAAAGAGAAAGAUCACAGUUACUUAUGGUGCUACUCUUGUUAAUCCAGAGAAGAAUUUCAGCAAGGAGCUUUACUGGGUACCAUGCGGGGACGAGGUUGAAGAUUUGACGCUCAAUCCAGAGUGGGGCUCCGGUGAACCUGUGUUUUUAACAUGCGCAGUCACAGAUACAGGAGUUGGCAUGCGUGCUGAGGAGAUCCCUCGUCUCUUCACUCGCUUCGAGCAGGCCAAUUCGAAAACCUCUAUAAAAUAUGGUGGAUCUGGUUUGGGAUUGUUCAUUUCUCAGAAGCUUGCCGAAAAGCAAGGAGGUAGGAUUGGUCUAUCUUCCAAGUUAGGCCAGGGGAGUACGUUCGGAUUUUACGUCAAGGUACGACGUAGUGUUAAACCACGAAAAGAUAUCCGUCCAAAAUUAACACCAGUAUCAUUCGAUGGAUCUUACUAUGACGGAUCGAAGCCUAUGCACGUUUUGUUAGUCGAGGACAAUUUGGUCAAUCAGAGGAUAUUAGAGAAGCAAUUAAAAAAAGCUGGCUGCAUAGUUUACGUGGCUAACCAUGGGCUAGAGGCUCUAGAGAUAUUGAGACAAUGUUCCUGCUGGCAUGAGCCGGUAAAAGACGCGAAGAAGUUAGAUAUCAUACUGAUGGAUUGGGAAAUGCCUGUCAUGGAUGGUCUCACUUGCAGUCGGGAGAUCCGAGCAUUGCAACAAUCUGGAAAGAUCGUGAGGCAUCUUGAGAUCAUCGCAAUUACUGCUAAUGCCCGAGAGGAGCAGGUUCAAGUGGCAUUACAUAACGGAAUUAAUUUCGUAAUGUCCAAGCCUUUCAUAGUCUCGAACUUACUAUCCAAGAUGAGAGAGAGGCUUAGCGGGAUCGACAAUGGAACAAGUUUUCAGUGAAUGAAUAUGAUCCUGCCCAUAAUUACAGUAGGAGUGCUUAUGAGGAGGCGAUCGGUAUUAUCCCUUCUUGUUUUCUGAAUGGCUUUGCGCUAUUCUCUAAUCGCCCAAGCCCCUCUGAAUAGACAACGGAAGUCGCGGAUAUCGAGGGAAAUGACUGUGAGCAUAUAUGCCCAGCUGCCCUUUUGAUGAAGAAUACUGUGAAUGAUACCAGUAUGUUUGAGAUAAUUGGAACAACGACGGAUAUGAAAGAACUCAAUGCCAAACCAAGAUUACGUGUAUUAAUGUUCUUGUCAUCACGUGAAACUUAUGGGCAUUUGCUUGGAUGCAAUACCCCAAGAAACGACACCCAAAAUUGUUGGAAACCUGUCAGAAACACAGGUAGUGAUGAAGAGAGCAGCUAGGCUUAGUUGCAAGAACGAAAAGGGCUAUUUAGGUCGGUUCUUUCUUGGUAUUUUUGUAAUCCAUUGGAUAGCAUUAGCAAACAAUAGGAUAAAUUAGAAUUACAUCAAAGUUCGAG